AUGAGCACAUCAAAGCCCAUCCCGAAAGCAUGCAUCUUUGAUAUAGGAGGAGUGGUGGUUGGCUCUCCUUUAGUAGGAAUAAACAAGUAUGAAAAGCAACAUGGAUUACCAUUUAAUUAUCUCAAUGUUGCAAUCACGCAAACGGGCAAAGAAGGAGCCUUUCAACGUUUAGAACGAUCAGAGAUUGAUAUGUAUACAUUUUAUAGACAAUUCGGUGAAGAAUUAAGCAAGACUGAAUUGAUGAACGAAUGGUACAAAGGGUUUUGUAAGAUGCGUGGUAUGCAACCGCCUACUUCGCUGCCCUCUUCCCUCAAAGUGGACGGAAGGGAAUUGUUUGGAAUCAUGAUGCGAGAAUCAACGAGGAUAGAUCCUCUGGUUGCAGAAGCCAUCAAGAGGCUAAAAGCGAGCAAGAAGUUCACAAUCGCAGCUCUCACCAACAACUUCUCGCCUCCAACAACGACAUCCUCAUCGUCUCAUGAAAAGGUGCCAUCAUUGGAAGAAGAGCUAAAGCAUUUAGGGUUGGACAAAGACACUGCGCUGAUCAAGUCAUUCUUUGAUCACUAUAUCGAAAGUGCAGUGACAGGAAUGCGUAAACCCGAGCUAGGAUUUUAUAAACAUGCAUUAGAAAUCGUUCAAGCUAAACCGGAAGAAGUUGUUUUCUUGGACGAUAUUGGAAUAAAUCUAAAAGCUGCUCAAUCACUUGGCAUUCAGACUAUUCGUGUCACUCCAAAAUCUUCCUUGCCCGCUAUUCGAGAAUUGGAAAAAGUGGUUCAAAUGUCACUCAUUUCGGAAGAAGAUGCAAAGAAAGAGGAACAAAGGUUGGCUAAGCUGCAGCAGAAGAAAGACUCCAAGCUAUAUUUGCUCUUUAGAUCCUUCACUUUUAUCGUCGCUACACCUUAUACCACCGCUAUGCCGAAGUCGUUUGACAAUCAGUACGACUUGCCCUAUCCUUGGGCCCGCUCUGCUUUAGCAGUAUGGCACAAAUAUCCCAAUCCUUUCGCUACUCAUGUAGUAUCAAUGGACGUAAUUGAGCAAAGUUAUGAUCCGGAAACAGAUCUACUGCGAGUAGAGAGAGUCCUUGGCGUUCAACAGGGAGCCCCAGGCUGGGCAGUCAAGCUUUUAGGGGGUACAAAAGAUACGUACGUCAGGGAAGUAACGAUGAUCGACCCGUCUAAUCAGUCUUUUGAGAUGACAAGUACAAAUUUGAGUUUAAGUCGUUACCUUUUGGUGAAGGAAUACAUUACUUAUUUGCCAAGUAAAGCAAUCGGCGCAAGUCUACAUCAACCGGCGGGCAUGACAACUUUCACACAAAAGGCGUUGAUCGAAUGUACAGGACUUUCGGGAGGAAUGUUGGAUAAAGCGGCAAAAAAAGUAGAAGAGAUGAGUCAAAGAAGAUUUGGCGAAAAUGCAGAUAAAGGUAAAGAAGAUCAUGCAGGAACGGCAACUUGGUUCAGGCAAGAUAGUGAAGGUUCCUGUGGUCAUUGGAGUAAAGACCAUGAUAUGAUCGUUGCACUUCCUACAUCAAUCAACGGAGAUAAAUAUUGCGGCCAAACGGUUGUGGUAAAAUACAAGAACAAAACCAUUAGAGCCAAAGUUGUCGAUACAUGUCCGCCAUGUGAUUCAAGACAUCUCGAUCUUUCAACAGGAGCAUUUGCUGCUUUGACGGGCGGGAAUUUGGACCUCGGUCUUGUGGACGUCCAAUGGCAUAUCCAAGGAUGA
Molecule: messenger RNA, 1719 nt
Organism: Meira miltonrushii
Lineage: Eukaryota; Fungi; Basidiomycota; Exobasidiomycetes; Exobasidiales; Brachybasidiaceae
Product: MSF1-domain-containing protein
Exons: 6
Coding region: 1-1719 (572 amino acids)
Source: RefSeq, a predicted model, not a curated record